AUGUAUAGCAGCGGCUACUCCCAGGUGUCCAAGGCCGGACCGCAGGGCCAAAAGAAGAUGCAGUACCGAUCAAAAGGCAAGAGCUGUGGUUACUAUUUGAGGAUCAUCUUCUUCUUCUCUUCGCUGAUUCAAUCGCUCAUCAUAGUCAGCCUGGUUCUCUUCUUGGUAUAUGGCAAGACACAAGAUUCUGCUUCAACAGCACGCAUACAGGACUUGGAGGAGAGCUUCAGUCGACUGUCUAUUGAAAAUGUUGCCCUCAGGCAACAAAGGAGGAACCUGACAACCUUACUCAAUGUCACCGUUACCGAGAAAGCCCGCAAUGACUGGGACCUGCUGAGACUUAAACACUGGUCAAACACCUCUGCAAAUUUUAUUCAAGACUUGGAUAGGAGACUGACACAGACAAAUAUGGAACUGAUGAUGUGCAAAAACCAGCUACGCUUUCCUCAAAAUUGCCCACAAGUUGUGCCAAGACUGGUUUCUCCGAGUGGAGGUUGUAACUGUGGGCUGCAGAUGGAGCGGGUGAUUGCUAGACUGGAACUUGUUGAGUCCAACUUUACACAAACAACACAAAAGAUGAAGUUGGAAAUGGACCAGAUUGUAAAAGACAGGGACAACCUUAACCUGGAAGCUAUCCAUCUAAGAAGGGAAAAGUCUGUUCAUGUAAAAGAGAUUGAGUUUUGCCAGAAAAGCUGCAAAGAAGACUUUGUUCAUUCCUUGAGUGGCGUCUCCAAUGUCUCGAGAGCCUUUAUAUUGAAGAUUGAAUCUCUCUUCCCGACCCACAUUGCCUUCCAACUCACCUGCGAGAAACAGAGAGAGCACCUGGAGCAGAUCCGAACCAACUGCACCACUCUGUCUAGAGAGGUGGGAGACAGGUUCCAAAACUAUUUAAAUAAUGUUGGUGACCAAAUGUCUGAGAUCCAAUCUGAGAACAGUCGCUUGAAAGCUGAGAACCUGCGACGGUCUGAUGAUUAUCGCGUGUGCAGUACAAACCGCACAGGUCUGAUCCUCGAGCACAGACAAACCUUAGAGAAGCUACAACUGAAACAUGACAAGGACUACGAGAGACUUCUGUUGGACAAAAGGAGGCUCAGUGGAGAUAUUGAGGUCCUGGAAAAUAGCGUCAAUUACAAAAAUAAAGAAGUUCAACACCUUACAGAACAACUCAAGCAACUCAACAUGUCCUGCAUGGCUAGGACUGGAUCUGGUGGAUUUCUGGGAGCUGGCAUGGGACAGUUUGGGAGGGGAAAUUCGGAGAGUCUCGGCUCUACUAACACAGGAUUAAACAGAUUUGGAUCAACUGGAUUAGGCUCCCCAAAUUUUGGUUCAACUAGUUUCGGUUCAAAUAAACCAGGAUCGACAGGGUUAGCCUCAUCCAGUCUCGCUUCGAGUGGGUCAGGAUUAAACAAAUUGGGAUCAACAGGGUUGGGCUCUUCGAGUCUCGGUUCAUCUAGUUCAGGAUUAAACAAACUAGGAUCGACAGGGUUGGGCUCUUCGAGUCUCGGUUCAUCUAGUUCAGGAUUGAACAAACUGGGAUCGACAGGGUUGGGCUCUUCGAGUCUCGGUUCAUCUAGUUCAGGAUUAAACAAACUGGGAUCGUCAGGAUUGGGCUCUUCGAAUCUCGGUUCAUCUAGUUCAGGAUUAAACAAACUAGGAUCGACAGGGUUGGGCUCUUCAAGUCUUGGUUCAUCUAGUUCAGGAUUAAACAAAUUAGGAUCGACAGGGUUGGGCUCUUCGAGUCUUGGUUCAUCUAGUUCAGGAUUAAACAAACUAGGAUCGACAGGGUUGGGCUCUUCGAGUCUUGGUUCAUCUAGUUCAGGAUUAAAUAAACUAGGAUCAACUGGUUUAGUGUCUUCAAGUCUAGGUUCAACUGGGUCAGGAACAAACAAACUUGGAUCAACAGGUUUGGGCUCUACGAGCCUUGGGUCAACUGGGUUGGGAUCAAACAAAUUAGGAUCAACUGGAUUGGGCUCUUCAAGCCUUGGGUCAGCUGGGUCAGGAUUAAACAAAUUUGGAUCAAAUGGUUUGGGUUCCUCGAGUCUUGGCUCAACUGGGUCAGGAUUAAACAAACCAGACUCAACAGGGUUAGUUUCAUCUAGUUUUGGAUCUACUGGGCUAGGAUUAAACAAGCAAGGGUCAACUGGUUUGGGUAGUUUGGGUCUUGGCUCAACUGGGUUAAAUAACAAACCAACAACAAGUCUGAAGAGCUCUUCUGGCCUUGGGUCAAGUCUGUUAUCAUCCAAUUCCGGAUUUCCCCGGCUGGGGCUUGGAUCAAGCAACAGUAACACAGGACAAAGUAAGCCAGGAAUAGGAAUGGGAAGAGGAACAUCAAGUGGAUCUGCACUUGGUACUGGAAGGACCAGUGGUCUAGGAGGUGGUUCGGUCAACGUUGCUCAGCACCUUCUAGAUCUGCAACGUAUCAUCAACCCUAAUUACUCCUAUGACGAGAGACAAGAUCUUGCCAGAAUGCUGGGUUAG
Nerophis lumbriciformis (worm pipefish) is the source of this 2478-nucleotide messenger RNA. The record is from RefSeq and is a predicted model, not a curated record. Lineage: Eukaryota; Metazoa; Chordata; Actinopteri; Syngnathiformes; Syngnathidae.